Messenger RNA from Myxocyprinus asiaticus (Chinese sucker), 2050 nucleotides. Its product is annotated as claudin-4-like. The transcript is spliced from 3 exons. Gene Ontology annotation, molecular function: structural molecule activity. Gene Ontology annotation, cellular component: plasma membrane; bicellular tight junction. The record is from RefSeq and is a predicted model, not a curated record. NCBI's taxonomy places the organism in Eukaryota, Metazoa, Chordata, Actinopteri, Cypriniformes, Catostomidae. Gene Ontology annotation, biological process: bicellular tight junction assembly; cell adhesion. The coding region runs from base 159 to 794 and encodes 211 amino acids.
CCCAUUGCAUUCCUCUACAAAAGCAUCUUCACGUUAUUCCACCUUCAUAAGACAUCGCAGUUGUUAAGGUGGGGGACUAGCAUAAAGAAAACGGGAAACUUUGGGAGAAACUACAGGAAACUUCAAGAGAUCUCUUGUCAAAGGGCUACAAAUAAAGAAUGGGCUCUGCUGGUGUACAGAUUGUGUGUGUGGCACUGGGAGUUUUAGGCCUCAUUGCCGCCAUCGUGACCAUAGCUGUUCCAAGAUGGAAAAUUUCUUCGUUCACUGGACAAAACAUUAUCACUGCACAGCUUCAGGAAGAGGGCCUGUGGAUGGAGUGUGUGGUUCAGAGUACCGGACAGCAGCAGUGUAAGGCCUAUGAAUCACUGCUUAUACUGGGCUCGGAGCUUCAGGCAGCCCGCGCCAUGACCAUUAUCUGCUGUCUGCUCACCGUCCUGUCCUUGCUCAUUCUGUGCGCCGGCGCUGACUUCACCACAUGCAUUGACAAUGAGGAUAUCAAACCCAAAAUCAGUCUGGUGUCCGCUAUUGGGAUGCUACUUGCAGGCCUGUUGCUGAUCAUCCCCGUCAGCUGGACUGCUAACAACGUGGUGCGUGACUUCAACAAUCAACUGAUUCCUCAAUCCCAGAAGAGAGAGCUGGGUGCCUGUAUCUUUGUGGGCUGGGGAGGAGGAGUCCUGCUGCUGCUAGCCGGAGGUCUGCUGUGUUGCUUCAGCCGACCACGCUCCAGAGGAUCUAGCAGCACUGCAAAAUACUACAGCAAUAGUGCCUCUGCUCCAAGCAAGAACUAUGUGUAGAUAAAAGUGGGUUAAGCUAAGGAGUUGCCAAAGUAAUGGUAGCCGCGGUUUAAAUCUGUCUAUGUUAGUAAACGCUUUAGUAGUUGAGUAAUCACAAUGACUGUAGAAAAUGAGGAAAACUUCAUCAAAUAAAAUGGAAUAGGUUAAGAUCUAGAAAGCUGUAAAUAUUACCUGUUUGGAGUUAUUAAACUGUCAUAUUAUGCUGCCUUUUUUAAAUGAGUUUUGAUAUCUUUUAAAUCUUUUUUGAUCUUUUAUAAUUUGCAGCUGUGAUUUCUGUAUCAUGAUUAUUUUGCGAUAGACUGUUGCUGAGAGGGUGUGUUUGGAGCAGCUAAUAAACAUUAUGCACUUAUUAAUCAAAAUUCAGGGUUGGACAAGCUUGAAACUAAAAAACUCUUUUGGGUCAUAGCAUAUGUAUCAGUACUUCUUACCAUUUCAAAACUGUUACUGAAUAAAUUCAUGUAUUAUUUUUGAGUAAUAAAGAAUCAGUUCUUUUCAUUCUUUUUUUAGGAUGUGGCAAUCCACUGCAAAUACUGUUAAUAUAAAAAUGCUAAAUAUUAUAACCAAGCAUUUUGAACUAUUUGCAUAUAAAUAAUCAUUUAUAUGUCCUUACAUGAACCUUCAAUUUGUUUUCAAUAAAUCUGACUGGUUUAUUUAAAGAAGUUCCAAACAUAAGUUUGGGAGGAACUUGUUCAUCUAGACCUGCCAAUCAUAUCCUAAGGAUAUAUAAAUGGCCUCCACAUCCCCAUCUCCACAUAUAUAUUUCAUAACACCUAUACCAAUAAUUAAAAAUUUUCUCACUUUAGUCCAAUAGUCCGUGGGUAUCUGGAGCCCCUCUGCUUGGAUAGCACACCAAAUAUGUUUACCUUAAUAUGCAUCAGGACUAUAUGUCUAGCGAACUCGUGACAUUUGUGUGUAUGAGCGUGACAACACAGAAAUAAAUCCAUGUUAAAAUAACACUGACAUUUAUUCCAAAUUCUAUAAAACAUAUAUUAAAAUGGGUUUCAACCAAAUCUGAUCACAUUAAAAAAAUAUAUAUAUUUAAAAAAAUAUAUUUUUUUAAAGUGAAAUACCUGAAGAGCAAAAUUUGGUCUGCAAAGGCCUGGUAUCCCCAAAAACUUUAACAGAAUUCUACAUAUCUUCAUUCUACUAUACACCUUUUUAAUUAUUUAAUUAUUCAUACGUCUUCUACAUGUCCAUUUGUACAUGUCUUCUCUCAUUAGGUUUCAUUACUCUAAUUGCUCUCCAGUUCGCUUACU